AUGGGUGCCGAACAUGUCGGUAGCGUGCGACACGUCAAGUGCGACGAAGCCCCUGGAGUAUGCAACAACUGCCAGUCCACCGGCCGCAAAUGCGAUGGCUAUGAUCUGCAUCGCUUGCCUACCAAGAGGCAGAGCCUCACGUUCAUCCCUAAUGCCUUACCCCACUUGCCGUGGACAACCACCACAGACGAGCGACGAUGUUUUUCAUACUUUCAACGUUGCUCUAUCCCCGGUCUAGGGGCGCUCUUCGAAUCUCCUCUCUGGAGUAGAAUUAUCUUGCAGAUCAGCCAUGCUGAUCCCGCUGUGUACCAUGCCGCCAAUAUGCUUGGCGCUGUGCAUGAGGACUCAGCCGCAAAUAAAAUGCGCUUAUCUGGUGAAAAUCUCCGGCGAGCCCGUCAUCGCUUCGCAAUUCAACAGGCCUCGCGAGCAUAUUCCUACCUUUCGAAACGCCAGACAUCAAACGACCCUCAGUUUCGGGAAGUUAUGCUAGUAUGCUGCCUCCUUUUUGUCAUGUCGGAAUUGUUACUCGGACGAUAUCAAAAUGCCUUCCAGCAUUUGCAUAGCGGGCUUCAUAUCAUCAACGAGACACAAGAGCAUCAUCGAAAGCUUUGUCUCGACGACUCGUUGAUUCGGGUAUUUGAAAGACUCGAUAUUGAAUCCUCGCAUUUUGGGCCAGGCACCCCGUUCCUAUUCACCAACAAGAAGAUCAAUGAUGACUUGCAGAUUUUGGAUGUCUUUUCAAAAAUGGGGAAUGUAGCAGAUGUGAAACGAAGUGUUACCAGUCUGCUCAAUAUAGGCAUCCCCUUUCUUGCCCGGUGCUGGCCGUCCUCCGCCGCCGAAGUUGCAGCUGAAUACGACGAACUUUUCCAAAAGCAGCAAUAUAUUCUGCUCCUCAACUAUGAAUUUCAAAAACGUUUCAGUAUAUUCUAUUUUGAAUUCUAUAGCAGCCUCAGUCGCCGUGACCAGGGGUGUAUUGAUGUGCUUCAGGUUCAGAGCCUUGGCCAGAUUCUCAGUCUGAAGACUUGUCUCAUUAAAGGACCAGUACCUGAAAGCUUGACGCCAGAAUACAGAGCCCUGCUCUUAGCUGUUCAGGAUUUCAUGGCCAAGUUUCCCGACCGACCAACAUUUACAUUGGAUUAUGGUGUUCUCCCAACUUUGUGGGUGAUAGCCUCGCAAUGCCCGGAUUAUGCCAUUCGCUUAGAAGCAAUCCGCACAGUGCAAAGCUGGCCGCACUGUGAGGGGAUAGUUAACUCCAAUGUCAUUACCUCCAUGGCUUUAAAUAAUUUGAAGGCAGACUUGCGGAUCCCUGGCCAGCCAGAUAGCUCUAUUAUAGAUGCUGAAACAGAAGAGGAGCUGUCCAAAUUUUUGUUCGACAUGUUGAACUCAACUGAGCAGGCAAAAAAAUGGUCAUUCAUUCGCGGACACUAUGUGCUUCGGGGGGAAUGUCAUCAGUUGAAAUUUGAAAUCACAAAAUUGAUUUAA
Molecule: messenger RNA, 1482 nt
Organism: Penicillium cosmopolitanum
Lineage: Eukaryota; Fungi; Ascomycota; Eurotiomycetes; Eurotiales; Aspergillaceae
Product: Zn(II)2Cys6 transcription factor
Exons: 2
Coding region: 1-1482 (493 amino acids)
Biological process (GO): regulation of DNA-templated transcription
Molecular function (GO): DNA-binding transcription factor activity, RNA polymerase II-specific; zinc ion binding
Source: RefSeq, a predicted model, not a curated record